Messenger RNA from Ochlerotatus camptorhynchus, 1463 nucleotides. RefSeq lists its product as uncharacterized. The transcript has 5 exons. Bases 466 to 1350 code for a protein of 294 amino acids. Lineage: Eukaryota; Metazoa; Arthropoda; Insecta; Diptera; Culicidae. The record is from RefSeq and is a predicted model, not a curated record.
GCACAUUAAAAUUUCAUACACUGCCAUGUAGAACCACGGGCGCGAGCUUCAAACAUGUGCGCCGAAGGAGACGCUCGAACGUGUUUUGAUGGAGUAUUUCGACUAUUCAAUGUGCUUAUAGAGUUACGUACACAUUCUCUGGUUUCUCGGAUGAGAUCAUAAGUUUUUUUUCGUUGUGCGGAAAAUGUAUAUCGUUGCUUGAGUUUGUUAGCUCACAUACAAACAGUCAUCAUCAGUCAUCGAAAGUCGCUCCGGUUAAUUGAAAGCAUAGUAUUGAGUUUUGAUUUGAAUAUCUUGCAUUCGAUUCGGAUGUGUGAAGACAACUAAUUCAAAAUAGAAACAAAGUGUGCGGCAGAAGAGAAUACGAUGACAACAACAACCAGCAUGAUUUUGAUCUAGUAGUUAAUCUGGAAGUGAAAGAUUGUGCACACAGUAACCGCCCAAAGUUAAUUCUAUUAUUCGAAAAUGGCUGUGCUGUUAUCCUACCACCGAUUGAUUGAAAAAGACUCUCAACAUGUGAGCUAUUGUUGGAAAAUGUCCAUCCUGGCGGUGUUAGCCGUUGCUGUGGCUUCUAGCUUGGUAAUAAGCUUCAGCUUGUACUCCCUGUGGGAAAGCUUCAGGUUAAACUGCUUCAUGGGAGCAAGUUUAAGUUUUGUAAUAUCUAAAGGAUCCGGUUUACGAGAAGUGAUGCAAACGAACAGAUCAGAAAAGGAAAGGCAGAUUCUGUACAAACUGCUGCAAUCAACCGCGCUGGAUGAGAAAUACAUCAUAAGUGAAUACGACAGCAAAUGGAGUAAUCCCGACUUUUGUGAGUAUCUGACAUACACACCGUUGUUCCACGCUCUGCUUGGGGUGAUCUGGGCAGCUUUAUUUGUGACACAUGGCCAUGGCGGUGAGGGCGUUGGAAGUAUAAUAGCUAGACCCUGGAGAAUCGUCAUUCCAUCGUUAACAUUUUUCACCAUAUGUGGAAUUUCGGCGAUUGUGUGCGCCAGUCUAGUGAGCAGUGGAUUGGCAAAAUUUUGCCAACAGUUUAAUAAAAUUAAUUCAACCGCUGACAUUGAUUGCGCGAGGAUGAUUACCUAUUUCUCAAUGAUCGAAGCAAAUGAUUUGGUGUUGCCGGAUAAAAAUUAUUACCUAAUAACGGUGUUUCCAUGGAUUUGGGCUAGCAGCUAUAUUUGUGGAGCUAUUGUCCUACUACUUCGUAUUGUACUGGUGGUUGACUUCAAGCUGGUUCGAGUUGUUGUUUCGACCAUCGAACGAGACAUGGAACCAGAGGAGAGUGGCCAGCCGAACGUUGAAGUUCUGAACGAAGCUACACAGGUUAGCGUGGAAGACGUCACCGCACAAUAAAUUCAUAUUGAGUUAGAUACUAGUUAGGUAUGAUUAGAACGAAUCAAUUAUUUGUGAUAAAAUAAAAAUUAUAUGUGUUUAUACCCCACAACUAGCCUCAGUGUAGCGCUCAU